Molecule: messenger RNA, 810 nt
Organism: Suillus clintonianus
Lineage: Eukaryota; Fungi; Basidiomycota; Agaricomycetes; Boletales; Suillaceae
Exons: 3
Source: RefSeq, a predicted model, not a curated record
UGGACUAACGACGAGACAAGGAUAUUGCUCGAGGCACUCCUGGGUCCUGAUAGUGAGCUCUACACGGAGCUUGGCACAAAUGCAAAAUAUGCCUACAGAAAGGUAAGUGUGAAGUUUGAGAGACAUUUGUAUCCCAAACGAAGUCCACAAUCAGUCAGAAGCAGAUAUGAGCGGCUACGGAAGCUAUUCACAUACAUAUUAGCAUUCGAGUCGAUGACUGGCAAUGGCGAGGGUGAUCCUGACGUUAAGGAGCUUGAUGAACAGAUCAAAAAUGCAAGAGUAGCAGGGAGGGAUGUAGGAAACUUAUCUGGGACCAUGCUGAAACGGUGGUAUACUGAGGGCUGGUAUGAGCUGUUCAACAACCGCCUUGGCGAGCACCCAGGGCUGGUGCGGGAGCAUGACUUUCACUCGGGCACCAUUUCGGACACAAUCGAGAUUAGCAGUGACGAAGAUGCCAAAGAUGCUAACAGUGGCUUUGAGAGUGCUGAUGCUGAGGCAAAGCCAGCAAGGAAAAGUACUGCAAAGGGAGGCACAGCAUCUACAAAGACACAAGAAAAAUCAUUGACCUCGAGAGGUGUUCCUGCACCACGUCACAAACGGCAGUCAUCUCGCACAAGCAUGGGAAGCGAGCUUGCAGAAUAUCUCACAUCGAAUGCCGAGUAUAUGCGGUAUAUGAUGAAAAGUGAUAAUGAUCGCUUGAAAAUUCAGCAAAAACGUGAAAAUCGGCAGGACGAGAAGCAAGCAGCAGAUGCGAGAGCAGCACAGGUUGAAGCUAGGGUUAGGAAUGCAAGGGAAGUCCUGGCAGACGAG